CUCCGCCUCCCCGCCUGAUCUGUGUCUCUCUGUUUCCGUUCCUAGUGCAUGGUGGGCGAAGGGAGGAAUUGUUGGAAAAAAAGAGAUAUGUUAUUGGCACAGAUAAACAGAGAAACCCAAAGUAUGGCGGAAUUCCAGGGAAUGGGCAACGGUCAGCAUGUCACACUGUGCCUAACUGAAGCUGUAGCAGUAACAGAUGGUGAUCGACUGGAAAAUAUGGACGGUGUGAGUUUACAAGCUGUUACUCUUGCAGAUGGAACUACAGCAUAUAUUCAACACAAUCCUAAAGAUGGGAAGUUAAUUGAUGGUCAAGUAAUUCAACUAGAGGAUGGUUCUACAGCAUAUGUCCAACAAGUUUCAGUCCCAAAAUCAGGAGAUUGUUUGCGUUUUGAGGAUGGACAGGCAGUCCAACUAGAGGACGGAUCAACAGCGUUUAUCCAUCAUACACCAAAAGAUGGCUAUGAUCCAAAUGCAGUGCAAGCAGUCCAGUUGGAAGAUGGAACUACUGCCUAUAUCCACCAUACAAUACAAGUUCCACAAUCUGACACUAUUCUUACCGUUCAAGCUGAUAGCACCCUGGCAGGAUUACAUACAGGAGAAACCACAGUAGAUCCUGAGACCAUCACUGCACUUGAACAGUAUGCUACAAAAGUAACAGCUGAUGGAAGCGAGAAUGUCAGUAGUACAGGAUUAGUGAAUGAGAGUGAUCAUGAGAAAAAAAUGCAGAUUGUUCUUCAGGGUCAUGUAACUGCACGAGUGAGUGCCAAGGCUCAACAGUUGGGAGAAAAGGCUUUUCGUUGUGAAUAUGAGGGUUGUGGAAGACUGUACACUACUGCUCAUCAUCUCAAGGUACAUGAGCGGGCACAUACGGGGGAUCGCCCGUAUAGAUGUGAAUAUCCAAGCUGUGGAAAAGCUUUUGCUACAGGAUAUGGAUUAAAAAGCCAUACAAGAACCCAUACAGGAGAAAAGCCAUACAGAUGCCCAGAAGAAAGUUGUGACAAAGCGUUUAAAACCUCAGGGGAUUUGCAGAAACACAUCCGAACUCACACAGGUGAAAGACCAUUUAAAUGCCCUUUUGAAGGCUGUGGCAGAUCGUUCACCACAUCAAAUAUUCGUAAAGUGCAUAUUCGGACUCAUACAGGUGAAAGGCCAUAUUUCUGUCCAGAGGCUGGCUGUGGAAGAGCCUUUGCUAGUGCCACCAAUUACAAGAACCAUAUGAGGAUACACACAGGGGAAAAGCCUUAUGUAUGUACUGUACCUGGUUGUGAUAAGCGUUUCACCGAGUACUCCAGUUUAUAUAAGCACCAUGUAGUUCAUACCCAUUCUAAACCUUACAACUGUAACCACUGUGGCAAAACAUAUAAACAGACCUCUACCCUAGCAAUGCAUAAACGAACUGCACAUGGAGACAGUGAACCAACUGAAGAAGAAGAAACUUUCUUUGAAUCACAGGAUGUUACCUCUGGAGAUGAAAUCCUUAAAGGACAACCAAUUACCUAUGUAACCGGAGUUGAAGAAGACAAUGGAUUAUCUGGACAAGUUACUACAGUUGCUCAAGCAGACGUAGGUCAACAUAUGGCCCUUAUUGCCCAAGAUGGUACACAGCAACAGGUCAACAUAUCUCAGACAGAUCUGCAAGGAAUUGGCAAUACUAUAACAAUGGUUACGCAGGAUGGCACUACCAUCACAGUCCCAACGCAUGAUGCAGUUAUUUCAACACAAGAUACGCACUCGGUUACAAUGGUGACAACAGACGGUUCAGAUGGUCAACAGGUGGCUAUAGUGACACCAGAUUGUGAGAUGAGAGGUGAGGCUACUAUAGCUGCAUUACAAGCUGCAUCUGUUGAAGUGGAAAAAAUAGUUACCCAACAGAAUCAUGAGCAUCAUUUAGUAACUGGAGGAGCGCGACCUGUAACAUUACUGGCUACGGCAAAUGGCACUCAAAUUGCAGUGCAGCUUGGCGAGCAGCAAUCAUUGGAGGAAGCAAUCAGAUUAGCAUCUAGAAUACAACGUGGUGAAUCACCAGGACUUGAUGAACAUCAAUAA
Hemiscyllium ocellatum (epaulette shark) is the source of this 2046-nucleotide messenger RNA. RefSeq names its product zinc finger protein 143b (gene znf143b). Gene Ontology annotation, biological process: regulation of transcription by RNA polymerase II; central nervous system development. Gene Ontology annotation, molecular function: DNA-binding transcription factor activity, RNA polymerase II-specific; RNA polymerase II cis-regulatory region sequence-specific DNA binding. The transcript has 16 exons. Lineage: Eukaryota; Metazoa; Chordata; Chondrichthyes; Orectolobiformes; Hemiscylliidae. The record is from RefSeq and is a predicted model, not a curated record. The coding region runs from base 49 to 2046 and encodes 665 amino acids. Gene Ontology annotation, cellular component: nucleus.